CCCGCGGCGGGGCUGCGCUGUGCUGUACGGAGGCUGCGGCAGCAUGGCCCGCUUGCUGGGCACCUUGCGCGGCUCGCAGCCCGUGGCGCGCUUUCAGCGCUGCUGCGGGCUCUUCCCCGCCGGCGAGGAGGGCGGCGGCGACCCCGCCGAGGGGGCCCGGCAUCGCGUCGCCUACAACGGGGGCGGCGCGGGAGGGCAGCGCCGCUCGGGAGCCGCCGGCUGCGGGGCGCCCAACGGAGUGCGGGGCGGCCGCGGCCCGCAGGGCUGUGUACAGAAGUAUGUUGUGAAGAACUACUUCUACUAUUACUUAUUCAAGUUUUCAGCUGCUUUGGGUGAAGAGAUCUUCUAUAUCACUUUCCUCCCAUUUAUCUACUGGAACAUCGAUCACUCUGUGUCUAGAAGGAUGAUAAUCAUUUGGUCUAUUGUGAUGUACAUAGGGCAGGUCUCCAAGGACAUCCUCAAGUGGCCACGGCCCCUCUCACCACCUGUCGUGAAGCUGGAGAUACGGACGGAUGCGGAGUAUGGGAUGCCUUCCACCCAUGCCAUGGCAGCUACUGCCAUCUCCUUCUCCUUUUUCGUCACAACCAUGAACCAGUAUAAGUACCCAUUCGAGCUCGGCCUGACGGCAGCAUUCGUGUUCUCCACGCUGGUGUGCCUCAGCAGGCUGUACACGGGGAUGCACACAGUGCUGGAUGUGAUCGGCGGUGCGCUGAUCUCGGCAGUGCUGCUGGUGCUCCUGUACCCUGUGUGGGAUAGCAUCGACCACGUGCUGCUGACCAGCCCCUUCUGCCCGCUGCUGUCCAUUGCUGUGCCCCUCCUACUGUGCUACAACUACCCCAAGCUGGACUACUACAGCCCCACCCGUGGGGACACCACCACCAUCCUUGGAGCUGGAGCUGGAGCGACUGUGGGGUUCUGGUUAAACAACCAGUACGUGGCACCUGCCUAUGUCAGCAGAAACAUGGGAUUUCCUCUCAUCACCGGUCCCAUGGUGGUGCUCAUGCUGGCCAGGUUUUUCGUAGGGCUCCUAGUUAUUCUACUGACGCGGCAGCUGAUGAAGAACGUGGUCCUGCGCGUGCUGUGCUACUGCUACACGUUCCCCAUCGCUGACCUGGAUGCCCGGAGGAGGCUGGAAGUGGAAGUGCCGUACAAAUUUGUAACGUACUCAUCGGUGGGCUUCACUGCUACCGUCAUCGUGCCGCUGCUGCAUGAGCUGUUGGGGCUGCUUUGAGCCUUGUUCCUUGACAAGUAGCUCGUGGUGCCACCAUUUCAGAGAGAAGUUGUUCAAGGCUUGAACUUGAUCAGAAAGGGUUUGUUGCCUUUCUGCACUGGCCCAAAGCACCCUGUUCUGAAAACUGGGGAGGACUUGCUGUACCCAAAUAACUGAGUUAGAAAUCGUUGAUCCCACCACAUCCCGUAAGUACUGACCCGUGGCCUAGGUGACUGAGCGUGGUGAGCACAGCACGAAGCCACGUCCUCAUGGGUCAGCAGCACCGUGGGCGAAAAAAAAAAAAAAGAAAAAUGAAAAAAAAAUCCAACCCCACAGAGUAAUUUCUAACCAAUCUCUCCCUAAUCCUAACACAAAGAUCCUUUCCCUGUAUGAUGGAGCAGAGUGGUGGCAGCAGUGAGGCUUGUGGUGCUGCUGCUGGACCUGGCUCUGUGUCUGUGCAGAGACUGGGAGCAGACAGCCCCUGCAGUGCCCUGGGGUGAGGGGUGAUGCCGAGCUGCCACAUCACUGUUGGUCUUCCAUACAUCUUGCAGUACGUGUACAAAGUGUAGAAUAGCAUCAGCAGUGUUCAUAGGCAUGCCACCGCUGUACUGCUCAGGCUGCUUAUUUAACGCUGUGUACUUGCCCUAGGACCAAUGAGCUGUUGAGAAAUACAGCGGUGAGUGUGGUCUGCUGGGCUGGCAGAGCGUAGCGCUGCACCGCAGAGCUCGGGGCAGGCCUGUGUGCCUUCCCUGCCUGCACAGCGUGAGCUUCAGCCGUGCGCCUUCGUGCUCAUGGCUGCAACAAAGAUGGACUUGGUUGUAAGGGAGGUGCUUUGCCAUCUGUUGGCUGCCUGUAUGCACACAGCCGAGCCCCAACACAUUGCUGAGGGCUCUGGCUGGCCAGCUGGGGCACAUGAAAGAGCCGUGUGAUUUCAGACACGGUUGGUGAUCUCCAAACGAAAUGCAGGCAGAAACGUUAGCUAUUUGUAGAUUUGCCCAGGCUGUGGUUAAACUGUUUUAAAUUAGAGUGUGUGGACACAUCUGUCUUCACAUGUGCACGCGGAGAGCUUAGAUGAAUUUCCUCCCACACUGCUGCUGUGGGUGCGGGGCUGCGGCCACCAAAGCUGCUGGGUCCCCUCUCGGUCUCCUCCUGGUGCUGCCGGUCACAGCUCAGGGGGCUCGGUGUCACGGCAGGUGGGACCAGGGGGCUGAGAGGCACAGCCUGGUGGAAGCACCCGUGUGUAAUGAUCCUGUUCUGAAUAGCAGCUACUUGGUGUUAUGGAGAAUUGUCUAAGUUAUACAGAGAAGCUUGGAUUUAUAAUGUAUGUGCAUAGAUAUUUUUAUAUUUUAUAGUAUUCGCCCGUAUGGGAUUCAUGCAAUACAUGCAAAUUGUACUUGGUUCAAAUUUUAAAAUAUAAAUAUUUUGCAAACUUU
Numida meleagris (helmeted guineafowl) is the source of this 2643-nucleotide messenger RNA. RefSeq names its product sphingosine-1-phosphate phosphatase 2 (gene SGPP2). Bases 44 to 1231 code for a protein of 395 amino acids. Lineage: Eukaryota; Metazoa; Chordata; Aves; Galliformes; Numididae. Gene Ontology annotation, molecular function: sphingosine-1-phosphate phosphatase activity. Gene Ontology annotation, biological process: sphingosine metabolic process; phospholipid dephosphorylation. The transcript is spliced from 5 exons. Gene Ontology annotation, cellular component: endoplasmic reticulum membrane. The record is from RefSeq and is a predicted model, not a curated record.